This is a messenger RNA of Ilex paraguariensis (yerba mate), 570 nucleotides long. The record is from the annotation of a GenBank genome assembly. NCBI's taxonomy places the organism in Eukaryota, Viridiplantae, Streptophyta, Magnoliopsida, Aquifoliales, Aquifoliaceae.
UGGGUGGAACUCCAUGGAGACCGUGCAGGCUAUGAUGAUCCAGCCAUUGUGACUGGUAUUGGGAGCGUAGAUGGUAAAAGCUACCUGUUCAUAGGCCAUCAGAAAGGUAGGAAUACAAAGGAAAACAUUGCGCGCAACUUUGCAAUGCCAACUCCCCAUGGCUACAGAAAGGCUCUGCGUAUGAUGAAAUAUGCUGAUCAUCAUGGUUUACCCAUUGUUACGUUUAUUGACACUCCAGGGGCUUUUGCUGAUUUGAAAUCUGAGGAACUGGGUCAGGGAGAAGCUAUAGCCCAUAAUUUGAGGACUAUGUUUGGCCUGAAAGUUCCAAUAAUAACAGUUGUCACUGGUGAAGGUGGUUCAGGUGGUGCUCUUGCCAUUGGUUGUGCCAAUAAGUUGUUUAUGCUGCAAAUGAUUAUCGAUGCUGGUGCUUAUCCUUCGCCUCUUGGGUAUGGACUCUUUCCAAAGAGUGUAUGCACAUCAGUCAAUGAGUGCAUGUGCCAUGGAAUACCUGAUUCUCGCCAGCUACAGGAUGGCGACAUAAUAAACAUUGAUGUGACAGUCUACUUAAAU